Messenger RNA from Vicia faba (fava bean), 870 nucleotides. The record is from the annotation of a GenBank genome assembly. NCBI's taxonomy places the organism in Eukaryota, Viridiplantae, Streptophyta, Magnoliopsida, Fabales, Fabaceae.
AUGUCAUUUUCAAAAUUUACAUUUCCAGUCCUUUUAAUCUCAACGAUUACGAUUGCUUCUGCUGCAAGUUUCUAUCAAGAAUUUGAUUUAACAUGGGGAGAUGGUCGUUCUAGAAUACUCGAUGAUGGAAACCUUCUUACUUUAUCUCUUGAUAAAUCUUCUGGCUCCGGAUUUCAAUCCAAAAAUAAAUAUCUUUUUGGGAAAAUUGAUAUGCAACUUAAACUUGUACCUGGGAACUCUGCUGGCACCGUCACUGCCUAUUAUCUAUCAUCUAAAGGACGGAAAUGGGAUGAAAUAGACUUUGAAUUCUUGGGAAAUUUGAGUGGUGAUCCUUAUACUCUUCAUACCAAUGUGUUUAGCCAUGGAAAAGGCAAUAGAGAGCAACAAUUUCAUCUCUGGUUUGACCCAACUGCGGAUUUUCACACAUACUCAAUCCUAUGGAAUCCGCAACACAUUGUUUUCUCUGUGGAUGGAACUCCAAUUAGGGAAUUCAAGAACAUGGAGUUAAAAGGUAUUCCAUUUCCCAAAAACCAACCAAUGAGAAUCUACUCUAGUCUCUGGAAUGCUGAUGAUUGGGCAACAAGAGGAGGACUUGUUAAGACAGAUUGGUCCAAUGCUCCUUUCACUGCUUCAUACAGAAAUUUCAAUGCUAAUGCAUGCACUGUGUCUUCUGUUGGAACAUCAUCUUGUAGUGCAACACAAUCUAAUAAGAAUGCUUGGUUCUCAGAGGAAUUGGAUUCUACAAGUUAUCAGAGACUCGAGUGGGUUCAGGAGAAUUAUAUGAUCUAUAAUUACUGCACUGAUAUCACAAGAUUUCCACAGGGUCUUCCUAAAGAAUGCAGCAUGGUAAUAGGGAGUUUAAGAAUUUAG